AUGCACCUGAUCCCUUCUGAUUUCGGCUCGUUUCUCCGUCAUGGGCUGCUUCGCCGGUACGGACCGCGCCGCCGCAUUCUCCAGGCCUUGUUGAUCUGCUUCGCGCUCUGGACUCUCCUAGAAGUGCUCCUCAUCUAUCAACGAGUCUCAACUGCGGAAGCGAUCAAGCCCCGUAUGCCACAGAAACCGGAGCGAAUAUACAUUGCGAGCAUGCACUGGAACAACGAGGCUAUUUUGCGCAGUCACUGGAAUGAUGCAAUCAUUCAAUUGGUCAAAGCAUGGGGUACGGACAAUGUGUUCGUCAGUGUCUAUGAGAGCGGAAGCUGGGAUGAUACAAAGGGUGCGCUUCGUGAUCUUGAUGUUGAGCUGGAUCGACUCGGUGUGAGACGGAACAUCACCCUCUCAGACACUACUCACGAGGAUGAGAUUUCCGUUUCUCCCUCGAGUGAAGGCUGGAUAGAUACUCCUCGCGGUCGGAAGGAACUCAGGCGAAUACCUUACCUGGCUCGGCUUCGAAAUUUGACCCUGCGUCCUCUGGAGGACCUUGAACGGCAAGGCAUAGCAUUUGAUAAGAUUCUCUUCGUCAAUGACGUUGUAUUCACCGUGGAUGACGUUAUUGAACUGCUUGACACAAACGAUGGAGUAUACGCCGCAGCUUGCUCUCUAGACUAUUCCCGACCUCCGUUGUAUUAUGAUACUUUUGCUUUGCGGGAUAGCCACGGCGACGAGCAUGUUAUGCAAAGGUGGCCUUAUUUCCGUUCUACAACAUCUCGGCAUGCGCUCUUCAACAUGUCCCCUGUUCCCGUCAAGAGUUGCUGGAAUGGCAUGGUCGCUAUGCCCAUUGAGCCCUUCGUCUCGACCACGCCGCUGCGAUUCCGUGGGAUUCCCGAUUCUCUAGCACUGUUUCAUCUUGAGGGCUCUGAAUGUUGCUUGAUCCAUGCGGACAAUCCUCUCUCUGGACAUCAGGGCGUCUACGUGAAUCCCAAGGUCCGAGUUGGUUAUAACGCGCCCGCAUACGAAAAGGUCCAUCCAGCUGGCUCCUGGCUGUCUCGACAAUAUAUUGCCUUGGCCCUGUGGGAGAACAGAUUCCGACGUUGGGCUACCACGACUCUUUUCAAGAAGUGGGUCGUGCGACGGAGAGUUGCCCAGUGGAAGAGUCUCUCUAGUGGCCGGCAUGAACCCGGCGAGUUCUGUUUAAUUAACGAGAUGCAGGUGCUCGUUGCGAAUGGCUGGGCUCACGUAUAG
Molecule: messenger RNA, 1245 nt
Organism: Aspergillus lentulus
Lineage: Eukaryota; Fungi; Ascomycota; Eurotiomycetes; Eurotiales; Aspergillaceae
Product: glycosyltransferase family 69 protein
Source: RefSeq, a predicted model, not a curated record